GGUAGAGAACAUGUGAGGAGGUGGAACCUUGCAAAAGUUGGAAAAGACCGGCCCGUCUCUAUUGCCAGGGAACUUCUGGAGGUUAGGAGGUUUUGAUUUCUGCUCUAAAGAAGGAUCACCAUGGCAACUGGACAGAAGUUGAUGAGGGCUGUUCGAGUGUUUGAAUUUGGUGGACCGGAAGUGCUGAAACUCCAGUCUAACGUGGCAGUUCCUGUCCCAAAAGGCCGUCAGGUUCUAAUCAAAGUCCAUGCCUGUGGCAUCAACCCAGUAGAGACAUAUAUUCGCUCUGGCACCUACAGUCGGAAACCCGCCUUACCCUUCACUCCAGGCACCGAUGUGGCUGGGAUCAUAGAAUCUGUUGGAGAGAGUGUGUCGGCUUUCAAGGCAUUUGUUGAUCUUUUUCAGAAAGGUGACCGGGUCUUCUGCUCCAGCACAGUGUCUGGUGGUUAUGCAGAGUUUGCCCUUGCAGAGGAUCACACCGUCUACACCCUGCCCGAGACACUGGACUUCAGGCAGGGGUCUGCACUUGGGAUCCCGUACUUCACAGCCUGCCGUGCGCUGUUCCACAGCGCCCGUGUGCGAGCUGGGGAAAGCGUCUUGGUUCAUGGGGCGAGUGGAGGAGUUGGAAUAGCUACGUGCCAGAUUGCCAGAGCUCAUGGCUUAAAAGUUUUGGGCACAGCUGGUUCUGAGGAAGGAAAAAAGCUUGUUCUGCAAAAUGGAGCUCAUGAAGUGUUUGAUCACAAAGAGGUUAAUUAUAUUGAUAAAAUCAAGAAAUCUGUGGGUGACGAGGGGGUUAAUGUGAUUAUUGAGAUGCUGUCGAAUGUCAACCUGAAUAAUGACUUGAAGCUUCUGUCCCAGGGAGGACGGGUAAUUGUUGUUGGCUCUAGAGGUCCUAUUGAAAUAAACCCAAGGGACACCAUGGCAAAGGAGACGAGUAUAAUUGGAGUUUCUCUCUUUUCAUCCACCAAGGAGGAAUUUCAGCACUUCGCAGGCAUCCUCCAAGCAGGAAUUGAAAAAGGUUGGGUGAAACCCGUGAUAGGUUCUGAGUACCCAUUGGAGAAGGUGGUCCAGGCCCAUGAAGACAUCAUCCAUAGCAGUGGGAAGACCGGGAAAAUGAUUCUUCUCCCAUGAUGACCAACUCUUUCUGAGACGCCCUGUGUCACUGUGACAUCUUCCUUCCCAAGUCUUUCUUCUGUCUGUCAUCUUUAAUCAGCAUUCAUUUCAUUGGGUUUCAUGUAUUAAAAACAUGACUUUCGGGGGUAGACACAGUGGAGUAACACCAUAGCAGAGAGCAGCAUGCAGACUUAUGUGGGCUUGGCAUGCAUCUCAAAACUGGUUUUGCUUCUUUCUCUUGGUUUUCUUGGUUUGGUUUAGUGUUUCUGUUUUGUUUUGUUUUUGAGACAGGAUCUUGCUCUGUAGUUCAUGCUGGCCUUGAACUCAUGGUGAUCGUUCUGUCUCAGCCUUCUAAGUGCCAGGGUAACAGUCCUGGACUGCCACACACAGCUUCAUUUCAGAACUUCUUAAUUGAUUGACUUCAGGCCUUUGACUCUUGACCUCCAGGGGCUUCCAAGCCUGCCUACCUUUAUUUAAGGUGUCCAGUCCUCUGGUCGGCAUGGCUGUCUUGGACUCUGAAGACUUUCUGGGCUGGAAAACAUCCUUUUAAAACCAAUAUCAUCUCAGUCUGUGAGCCUCUGGGAAGGGCAAAAUGAGCAACACCUGGGACAGCUGUCAGUUUUCCUAACAUUUCUGAAAAUGCUAGAAUACUUACAUGCUGGUCACCAACCAUGUUCCAGGAGAUCAGCAACCGUAUUCUGGGUCUGUGGAAUUGAGUACAGUCACUCAUUCAAUGCUUCAUGGUUAUUUAGAGUUUCCUGUAUGUGUGACACAAGCCUCAUAAUUUUGCUUAAAAUUGUAAGUUCACAAAUUUAACACAUUAAGAAAGGUCUGCUUUGGUUUUCAUAGUAUUGUAACUUGGAGUCAAUUCUGUAGAAUCCUGAAGCCUAAAGCACAAACCUCAUUUCUGCAUGGCUCCUGACCUUGUGACUGCUUAGUAGGCCUGUUUUGUGCUGGAAUUCUUUUAGACUAAAUAAAAGGACAGCCUUUUAGAAAUCUCA
Molecule: messenger RNA, 2114 nt
Organism: Peromyscus californicus insignis
Lineage: Eukaryota; Metazoa; Chordata; Mammalia; Rodentia; Cricetidae
Gene: Cryz
Product: crystallin zeta
Exons: 9
Coding region: 121-1131 (336 amino acids)
Cellular component (GO): cytosol
Molecular function (GO): NADPH binding; zinc ion binding; quinone reductase (NADPH) activity
Source: RefSeq, a predicted model, not a curated record